CGUACCGCCCCUGGCGCCACCCCCGUGUGGGGGCGGCAGUCGACGUCGGAACGUCGUGUGCUCAACAUCUCCUCGCUGUCGUUGUCUUUGGGUAACUACGUAUUAUCACGCUCCACUUUCGAUAAGUCACGUGACCGUGGACCCCGCCAGAGCCAACGGGAUGACGAGGCAAGCCGCCACCGGUGACGGAGGGAGGCUGACGUUGGACGUCAAGUCCCAGGCGCCCAAGAGUGUGACGACCAACGGCACGAGCAGCACGGGCACCCAGGAAUGUGCCGGUUGUGGCAAACACAUCACAGAGAGGUUCCUAUUGAAGGCUCUAGACCUAUACUGGCACGAGGACUGUCUCAAGUGUGGCUGCUGCGAUUGUAGACUGGGCGAAGUUGGAUCAACUCUCUACACCAAGGCUAAUCUCAUCCUCUGCAAGAGAGAUUACUUAAGGCUGUUUGGGAGUACAGGUUACUGCGCAGCUUGCUCCAAAGUCAUUCCAGCGUUCGAGAUGGUGAUGCGUGCCCGCAACAAUGUCUACCACCUGGAGUGUUUCGCGUGUCAGCAAUGCAACCACAGGUUCUGCGUGGGCGAUAGGUUUUACCUCUGCGAGAACAAGAUCCUGUGCGAGUACGACUACGAGGAGCGGCUAGUGUUCGCUAACAUGGCGUACAACCCGCCCAGCAUCGCUCAGCUCAAGCGACACACCAGCCACCUGCCGCCUCCCCUGCCUGGAGGAGCACGUUCUGGACCCGGCCCCGAGCUCGGAGACCGUCGACACCCUGAAGGUCACCGGGAGGUCACCAACGGUCACCACUACCCACCACCACCACCCAAUGAUCCUCCUCUACUCUUCGAUGUCAAGUGAUCUGCUCGCCCUUUCUACUGUUGAUGGAUACCCCUCGGCAGCAACCUGUCAAUCAAUGUUCCCUAGACUACGUUGUUUUGCUCAUCGACUAUGAUUGAUAUACUGUCACAUUCCACUCCCCGAGUCUACCUAUCGAACUGUUGUGCAAUAUCUGCGAUCUCUCCUGUAGCCCUCUAGCUUUAGAAUGAAACUCUUCAUGUUGCUGCUCUCGCAAAGCCGUCCUUCUGGUGUAGGACUCGACAGCCAAAGAAUAAAACUUUGCAAAGAUUAGUAAGAGUACCUGUUUUCUUCCUUGUGCGUUAUAGGUAUUAACAGUACAGUGUGAAUGCAACGACGCACGGCAUUUAUUUUUAAUUACUUAGAUUGUCUUAAUUAGAAAUACUCAAAACGAAUAUCUUGUCUGACGUUUAUUUCACUGAAGAAGCACACAAAUCUAGAUAGUUCCGGACUUUUUAGAAUCUCUCUCUUAGUUGGAUGAAUUUUAACUAAUAUUAUUAACAACUGGAAUAAUUUUUUAUAUGAACUUUUGACUUUCAUAUUCUUGCUUUGUUCACAGUAUAUUCCCCUCAAUACAUAAUAAACUGUUCUUGCAAGUUGCGUUCGUAUGGACCAUGUUGCAUAUACUCCAUUGUUCCCCAUAAAGUUCACAUCCCGUUCAUAUUUUGAGAUGUCUAUUAUAUCAUUGAUAUUUGGAGACAAUGUUGAACAUGUUUAAUGUACUACAAGUUUAGCUCUUCGUCAUUAUUGUGUACUAGUACUUGUAAAAAUACUUUCUAAUCAAUAAGAAUUACUGAAAUUCUUCAUAUAGUGGUGAUCACGUCUUCCUUCUAGGUUUUUCUAAUAAUUACCGAAAUUUAUUUCGCAAGUAGUCUUCCUAAAUAUGUAAAAAGUAAACAAACUAUUUUUCAAUGAUAUUAAUAUAUUUUAAAAACAGGUACAUCCAAGAAAUUGUGUUUCUGUAUUACUCUAAAAAUUUACUAAAACACUUCAAUAACCAAAUUCCAUUGCGUUACAAUUAUUAUUAUUACAAAGUUUUAUUAUUUCAUAGAGAAGUAAGGGACAUAUCAACUAAAUCAUUGUUGCUAUCUACAUAAUGUUCUCAAAUAUUUACACUUAAUAAGUUAAAUUCAUAGAAUUACGAAUACGACUGCUAUAAAACAAUAAAGUACUUUAAAAGUAUAUUUAUAUAAAUAUAUUUCAAAUUUCUUAAUUGGACGCUUUUAUUUUAUUACGAUUGAUGUGUUGUUAUUGUAUAUAAGAAAAUAUUGUUGGCGAUUUACGAAAGGUUUUAUUGCUUAGUUUAUUAUCCAAAAAUGCAUACUUAAUCACAAUUUUCACGUACCCACAAAUAUAAGCUUUUAAAAUGCCACUGCAUAAUUUAAGUGUUGUUUUAUUUUUAGAUAAAAUUUGUUAUCGUUAUUUUUUGUUGAUCACUCUUGUGAGUUACCACAGUUUAGUUCAGUAACACCUUGCUGUGUCCAUUGAUAUACUAGAAUAAGUAGGUUAGAAAUAAGUUAAAUUAUAUUGACGGAAUAUUGUUGUAAAUAAAACUAUGUUUCGAUGUAGAUAAGUUAUAUGUUGUUGGGAUGGAAGCAAUGGACAACACGGACUCCUCCGAUAGUUACCUCGUUGUAUAAAUGUAUUUAUCUUAAUCAUAUGAAUAAAACUUCAAUAAGUAAAGGAA
This is a messenger RNA of Homalodisca vitripennis (glassy-winged sharpshooter), 2540 nucleotides long. RefSeq names its product LIM domain only protein 3-like. NCBI's taxonomy places the organism in Eukaryota, Metazoa, Arthropoda, Insecta, Hemiptera, Cicadellidae. Gene Ontology annotation, cellular component: nucleus. The record is from RefSeq and is a predicted model, not a curated record. Gene Ontology annotation, biological process: positive regulation of transcription by RNA polymerase II. Gene Ontology annotation, molecular function: transcription coactivator activity; DNA-binding transcription factor binding. The coding region runs from base 161 to 856 and encodes 231 amino acids. The transcript has 8 exons.